This is a messenger RNA of Cataglyphis hispanica, 948 nucleotides long. RefSeq names its product proteasome subunit alpha type-5 (gene Prosalpha5). The coding region runs from base 167 to 895 and encodes 242 amino acids. Gene Ontology annotation, cellular component: proteasome core complex, alpha-subunit complex; proteasome core complex; nucleus. The record is from RefSeq and is a predicted model, not a curated record. NCBI's taxonomy places the organism in Eukaryota, Metazoa, Arthropoda, Insecta, Hymenoptera, Formicidae. The transcript has 3 exons. Gene Ontology annotation, biological process: proteasome-mediated ubiquitin-dependent protein catabolic process.
ACGCCCUAAGAACCAUCAACGAUUACGCCAAUGUCAUUGGGCUCCCUACCAUUUGCCGCCACUGCAUUCAACUCUCCGCAACUGGCUUCGUGACUGGCGUUUGUCAAAUCGGCGUUUCACGUACUAUUUACAUUCAUUUAUCAAUUAUUAACAAAAACAAAGCAAGAUGUUUCUAACACGUUCAGAGUAUGAUCGUGGAGUGAAUACCUUCUCGCCGGAGGGAAGAUUAUUUCAAGUAGAAUACGCCAUAGAAGCCAUAAAACUUGGCUCUACUGCCAUUGGAAUCGCAACAACAGAAGGAGUCGUUCUAGCAGUGGAAAAACGCAUCACUUCUUCUUUAAUGGAACCAACAACUGUAGAAAAAAUUGUAGAAAUUGAUAAACAUAUAGGUUGCGCCGCAUCUGGUCUAAUGGCCGAUUCGCGAACAAUGAUCGAUAGAGCUCGAGUCGAAUGCCAGAAUCAUUGGUUUGUCUACAAUGAAAGAAUGACGGUAGAAUCGACUGCUCAAGCGGUAUCUAAUUUAGCUAUACAGUUUGGAGACAGCGAUGACGAUGGUACUGCCAUGUCUAGACCAUUUGGUGUGGCAAUGUUAUUUGCUGGCAUUGAUGAGAAAGGUCCACAAUUGUAUCAUAUGGAUCCAUCUGGGACUUUUGUUCAGUUUGAUGCAAAAGCCAUAGGAUCUGGUAGUGAAGGAGCUCAACAAAAUCUUCAAGAAGUGUAUCAUAAGUCUAUGACGCUUAAGGAAGCAUUGAAAGCAGCACUGACAAUAUUAAAGCAAGUAAUGGAAGAAAAACUGAAUGAUACCAAUAUCGAAGUAAUGACAAUGACACCUGGACAAUUGUUUCAUAUGUUUACUAAAGCAGAAUUACAAGAGGUGAUUAAAGAUAUCGCUUAAAAUAUAUACAAAGUAUUAUAAACAAUUCUCAUUAUACCAGAUCAUGGAAAGUA